AGCCAUGCUGGAAGCCAUUAAAGUUACAGAGCAUCUCCACUGGGCUGAGAAGGACAUGGCUAAGAAGUAUGUAUUGAGUGUCAUAGAGAAGCCUAUAAGUCCAGGUCAGGUGUAUGUGGAACACUGGCCUUCCAGUAUCCUAAAGAACACAUUCUCCAGGAGCUCAGUAUUCCCCCAGAAAGAGGAGGAAAGAGAGGGGAAGAGGCUCAAGCACUCCCCCUACAGACAGUUUAAGAGAGCACAGCGCAUCGUUUCCACACCUACUACGCACAAGGACUCUACGUCCUCGUCUACUACGCAGCCUCUCGUGCUGAUCAGAUCCGGAAACCUAGGCUACGGAGAAAUCAGCCAAUCGCAGCUCUUCCACUGUUUCUGGCCAGGAAACAAUAUAACCAUCAUCGGCAGUCCUGUCGGCCGGUCUCCUCGUCCCGGUAGCCAGCUGUACAGGGCUUCUCAACCUCGAGUCAGGCUCCCGCAGCUUCCUAAAGCCAGGCGAGAUGGAGAGAACUCUACGAAGAAGCUGUGCAUCCUCACUGCCAUUAAACCAUCCAAUGUGGAAAGCGAGAAAUCCAAGUUCUUCAAGUCAGACUUCACAUAUAACCCGCAGUUUGAGUACAGCAACCCAGCAUCACCACAGGUUCUGGAAAAGCACAACAAAGCCUCUGACAGGUUCCUCACGCAGGCAGUGCGCAUCAUGGAGCUGGCUCUGCGCAAGUACGGAAAUUACGAGAAAUUUGAGAAGGCCACCGGAGGUAGCCUGCUGACCAAGAGCCGAAUUUGGGCCCACGUCAAAAAGUACAUGGAGAAGGAAGGCUGUGUCGGAGAGAUAGUGGUGCACCUGACCGAUGACCUGCUAUCUAGAGCCUCCAUGACUGUGGUGAACGGCAGGCCGACCCUCACCGUGAACACCUCCAUGGCCAGGGAGCAGUGGCUCGAAGGCCUGCUGAGACACGAGAUCGGUACUCACUAUUUCCGCAGCAUCAAUAACACCCAGCAGCCGUGGAGCAGCGGAGCUGAGAGGAAGAAGCUCGGACUGAAGCCGGUCAACCCGACGGAAGAGGGCCUGGCCAGCAUCAACAGUGUGCUGUUCCGCAGAGACCCCAGGCUUUGGCGUGCUGCUCUGCUCUACUACACCGUCCACCAGGCGGCGCACAUGUCCUUCACGCAGCUCUUUCACGAGCUCGCACGCUUCGUCCACGAUCCCGGGACACGCUGGGAAUACUGUGUACGGGCUAAACGCGGCCAGACCGACACCUCAAAGCCUGGAUGCUUCAAUAAGGAUCAGGUUUAUCUGGACGGCGUCCUGAAGAUCCUCAGGCACAGAGAGAAGAUCGACUUCCAGAUCCUCACUGCACUCGGAAAGGUGUCCUACGAGGAUGUGGAGCGGCUGAAGAGCCUGGCUGUGAUGGAGAGGGUGCGAAUCCCACAUUUCCUGCAGGACCAGGCACGUUACGCCGAGCAGCUCCAGAAGAUCAUGGUGGUCAACCAGCUGACUGACGAAGAGCUCCAAACGAUCCUCUGAGCAAACUCGCAUGCUAGUGUGACCAACCCAAUCAUGAUGCUCACGAAACCCAAGUGUUUUUUAAUCUGUUCAGAGAUAGUCUAUAUUUUUCUAAAGAUGGUUUUCAGGAUCACUGAUAAGAGAAAAAGGCAUACCAGGAAAAACAUAAACCCACCUCAGUGUGCCACCUACCUGCUGUUAUCACAAAUGAUCUUUUUUUUUUUUUGGCCAGAAGAACGAUACACCUGCCACCAAGCUCACGCCAGUUUUGGGGACAUGUCCCAAAUGCUAGGAUUUAUUUUGCACUACACUCUCAGCCAUUUUAGGAACAUCCCCAAGUGUGUUCUAGUCAGAACAUUUUGCUUUUCAAGUCACAAGCAUGUGUCAGAAACGUCCGCAAGUUAUAUUAUAGAACUUAGUAAUAGGUAUGACAUAUAGUUCCAGGUCAUAUAUGAUCAGUGUAUAGUCCUGCAUGCUCUGGCAGACUUUAGGUAAGUGUUUAGAGUUGUGUGAAGAACUAAUACAGUUUUGUUAACGGUGUCUUCUGGGUAAAUAAACCAUACGAAAGUAUAUGAAUUUUGGCAGGUUAGUGGUUAUAUAUACAAACUCACCUGGAGGGGUGUGUAUAUGGUGGCAUGUUGGGUUGAGGGUUCGAUUUCCUGUGCUUCUGUAGGUGUGGAGUUUGCAUGUUCUGCUUGUGCUUGGUGAGUUUCCUCCCACAGUCCAAAGACAUGUAGAUUAGGUUGACUACUUGGUGUGCCUUGUGUAUGCGUGUGCGUGCCCUGUGAUGGAUUGAUACCCUAUUCAGGGUAUACCUUGCCAAGUGCCCUAAAUCUCCUGGCAUAGGCUCCAGGCUCCCUGCGACCCUGUAUAGAAUAAGUGGUAUAGAAGAUGGUAGAGGAUAAAGUAUAUAAACUGUCUAUACAGUACAUCUGUAUACGUGUGUGUUGACUGUAGGUCCUCCCACAAUAGUAAAAUGGGGGAAUAAAUCAGUGGUAGUCACCAUUAUCCUUUUUUGGUGUUGUAACACUGAGAAUAAGACCAAACUACAGGGAAGAUUAGCAUUAUCUUUAGAUAUGUGUUGGUGAAUUAUGAGGAAGAAGCUCCAUAUGACCCUAAUUACACUGUAACCAUUGGACUCCAGUGAGGUUGACGAGCGUUACCGUGAGACAAACUCAUGAACGGCAUUAAAAUAUUUCAACCUUCAACGUAUCACAAGGUGUUUAGGAGUAAAUACGAACA
Clarias gariepinus (North African catfish) is the source of this 2743-nucleotide messenger RNA. It is a transcript of the gene matcap2, whose product is annotated as microtubule associated tyrosine carboxypeptidase 2. Bases 5 to 1522 code for a protein of 505 amino acids. NCBI's taxonomy places the organism in Eukaryota, Metazoa, Chordata, Actinopteri, Siluriformes, Clariidae. The transcript is spliced from 7 exons. The record is from RefSeq and is a predicted model, not a curated record.